CCACCCCUCCGGCCCAGACCGGAAAUGAGGUCAGAGAGGGAAACCCUGGCGGGGAGACUCGGCCCCCAGAGCGGCGGCCGCUGGAGGUGCCCGCGGCAGCUGAUGUGGCCUCAUGGAUGAGCUGGUACAUGACUUAGCCUCAGCCUUGGAGCAGACAUCUGAACAGCAUAAGCUUGGUGAGCUGUGGGAAGAGAUGGCCUUGAGCCCUCGGCAGCAGAGGCGGCAGCUUCGCAAACGGAGAGGCAGGAAACGCCGUUCAGACUUCACCCACCUGGCAGAGCAUACCUGCUGCUACAGUGAGGCUUCUGAGUCCAGCCUGGAUGAGGCCGUUAAGGACUGUCGAGAAAUGGCCCCAGUCACCAAUUUUAGUGACUCUGAUGACACAAUGGUGGCCAAACGGCACCCAGCUCUCAACACCAUUGUUAAGAGUAAGCAACAUUCUUGGCAUGAAUCUGACUCCUUUACUGAAAAUGCACCUUGUCGACCGCUCAGGCGCAGGCGGAAGGUGAAGCGGGUGACUUCAGAGGUGGCUGCCAGCCUUCAGCAGAAGCUCAAGGUGUCAGAUUGGAGCUAUGAGAGAGGGUGUAGGUUUAAGUCUGCUAAGAAGCAGCGUCUGUCACGCUGGAAGGAGAAUACUCCCUGGACAUCAUCAGGCCACGGAUUGUGUGAAUCAGCAGAAACUAGGACUUUUCUCAACAAAACAGGAAGGAAAGAAAGGAUGGAGUGUGAAGCAGAUGAACAAAAACAGGGCUCUGAUGAGAACAUGUCGGAAUGUGAAACCAGCAGUGUAUGUAGCAGCAGUGACACAGGGCUCUUUACCAACGAUGAAGGACGGCAAGGGGAUGAUGAGCAGAGUGAUUGGUUCUAUGAAGGAGAAUGUGUCCCAGGAUUCACUGUCCCUAAUCUUCUGCCCAAGUGGGCUCCUGAUCAUUGCCCUGAAGUAGAAAGAAUGGAUUCUGGACUGGAUAAACUUUCAGACUCCACAUUCCUUUUACCUUCUCGGCCAGCUCAACGAGGGUACCAUUCUCGCUUGAAUCGUCUGCCUGGAGCUGCUCGAUGUCUCAGAAAGGGGCGAAGGAGGCUUGUUGGGAAGGAGACCAGCAUAAGUACUUUGGGUACUGAGAGGAUAGGCCACAUCAUUAGUGACUCCCGGCAGAAAGAAAAGAAUAAAGUGUUGGCUUCUGAUUUUCCUUCCCUUUCUGCUUGUGCACAUGAGUUUAAUCCCCUCUCUCCCCUUUACUCCCUGGAUGUUCUUGCUGAUGCUUCUCACCGACGGUGUUCACCUGCACACUGCUCUGCCAGACAGGCAAGCCUACACUUGGGACCCCCAUGCUCACGUGAUAUCAAGAGGAAACGAAAGCCUGUGGCCACAGCAUCUCUGUCUAGCCCAAAUGCAGCAAUCUCAUCAGUUCCUGUGGAUGUGAUGGAGCCAACCACACCAGCGCCACAGGCCCCGAAAUCUCCCAACACUGAGUGGCUGGUCAGGACCUCUGCCCCAGAGAAAGCCGCCGAUUCAGCUGCAGCCACAUUUUUUAAGAUGCCACAAGAAAAGAGCCCUGGAUGCAGCUAGAGAGCAGUAGUUCGCCCACCAGGAGCCAGCGGGUGUUAUGAAACAAAUAUUAGAUUUUGUGUUAUAUAGUCUUGCAUAUUUCAAUUGAUAUUCCCAGUCUGUUUAUCACUAGGACUGGCUCCUUCCUCUUCAAACAAAGCAGUGGACUCUUUCUCUUAGAAAAUCAUAUUGUGGAAAUGUGUGUCUUUUUUAAAAAGUAAAGUAUUGGGGCAGCAGUUGUUUUAAAAAGUCAUCCUAUGCUAUAUUUGUUAUUGCUAUUGCUGUCUCAGCAGUUACCUACAGCUCCAUUUACAGAGCUGUUGCUUUUUUGCAGGUGUGUCUUUUUUUUUUCUUUCUUGAACAACUAGUAACUUCUUUGCAUACUUCUUGUGUAGAGCUUUUAAUAUCAUUUGAGGAAGUUCCCAGUUUGCAGGCAGUUCCAGUCAAAUUUAAACAGUGAGUUAAGAUCUCUGUGUGGAAUUGUGCUUGCAGUAGGUAAGGCUUGCCUUUCAGCCUGGCCUUGCUUUACUCACAGUGCCAAUCAGAUAAAUCCAUCAAGGUCUCAUUUGGAGCCUCAGAAGCGACACCAGCAGCAGGGUCUUGGGGACUCCUUCCAGUCUCCUAGAUGCCCAUGGGAUCACCAGCAGCUGCUUUGUACUUUGCCUCAUCUCCAAAGUUGGUGUUCUAUGGAAAGAGGACAUUUUACACACACACACACACAGAUUGAGGUAAUGAAGAUGGUUCAACUGUACAGCAAACUUAGAAUAGUCAGUGGUUUGUGUCUUAAUACUUCAUGUUGCAGUGUAAGCCUUUACAUACUAAACGGGAUUUUAUUGUUAGUUUACAGGUCAAUAACCUGUAGCAGAUAUUCAUACUCUAUUAUAAUGGCUUCUUGGGGUUAUACUUUGGGGAGGAAAAAUGUCUUUUGACAUGCCUUUAUAUUUGCCAUGUGUAUGACAGCUGAGCUGCCUGUAGAGUUAUGUACACAUCCAUGCCUGAAGUUGAUGCUCUUUUGUCAAGAUGAGGAAUAAGUGACUGCCUAGAGCUGCUGGAGGAAACCACCCUUUCUAAAGAAAAGAUUACCCAGCGUCUUGCAUUCAGGGCCCUGGUUGAUAGAGGGGUUCUUGCUUUUUACAAAUUUAGUACAUUUACUCUGAAAUACGCAGACACUGGUCUCUAAGUGCCACUGCUCUGGCACUGUUCUAGGGGAUGCCCGCUCUUGCACCUGGACUUUUCUAUGCUUCAUUAGGUGCUGAGUGGAACAGAGCUUCCUCUCCCUGAGGGGCAGAUGAUGGCAGGCUGCCUUAUCGUGUCCCCCUAAAAAUUACAGCUCUUGUCAGUGGUAGCUCCAGGAUUUCCUCAUCUGAGGGGUUGGUGUGAGUCUAGUUGAGGAGGGGACUUAAGCUAAGUUUAUGUGGCACUUUAUGUACGAUUGAGACCAUGUCAAUUGUCCCUAACAAGGAAUAGGGUGGAGGGAGGGUACAUGGAGAUUGUGGGGUGAGGAGCAGUGCUGAAGCCAAUGCAGCAUCCCUGUUCUCAUGUGGUGGGGAGUGUACUGCCCCCUGCCGGCUGCACCCCAGCCAUGGAGAAGGUGGAAUGUCUGUUGAAUACAAUAUAGCACGGCUGAAUUGUUUAGUGGUGAAAGUGGGGCUUUUUGUCAUAGGUGAAUUCUUACCUAGUUGUCCCCAUAGUGUCCCGAGGCACACUUCUAACAUACUUUUUUGGAUUUGACGGAGAAAUCCUUGGACAUAAUUUCAUUUUCUUUGCACCAAGCUUUGUGGCUCAUGCAGAGAUUGGUCCUGUGAGCAUAGCCUAGUAAGACCUUCAGGUAGAAUCUUUUCUUCAUGGCAUGUUGUCUGACAGUUCUCCUUUCUACCUGUAACUAAAAAGUAACAUAUAUACAACUUUACAUUUUAAACAUCUCUAUGAUGUAAAGGCAGGUGACUGCUGCCAUUUUACAGAGACAAGAGCAAUCACAGUUUAGUGAUUUGCUCAAAAUCACAUAAUCAAGCCAGUAUUAAAAUCCCAGACUUUCAGACUUUCUCUGCCCUGGGUUUUAAUCUCUUGUUUGUCAUUGAGAGACUUGAGUCGCUCUGAGACCCAUAUUUUUGAAACAGUAUGUGAUGGGGUAGCCCACUUGGGUCCCCCUGCUUGUUCUCUCCCUGCGGCGGGCAGUUCUUUUAUCCCUCAAUAAAUUCUGUUUCCACCAAAAAAAUAAUAAUAAUGCAAUAGAGAGAGAGAGAGAGAGGAAGCAGUAUGCCAUGAAUGUUUAUCAUCUUUCUUGGGCAUGCUUUUCUACAUAUUUCAAAUACCUUCAACAGGGAUCACCAAAAAAUGUCAUAUCUACCUAUAAUAAUUGGGGAAGAAAAUUAAUUGCCUAAGAAGAUAGCAAUUGAAGCACAUUAGUACUUUGCAACACAAGUUUUUAAAUUGUGUUCUUGUAAGCUGCUGCAUGAGCCUGCUUACAGAAUUGCUAACUUAUUCUGCUGGUUUUCUGUAUGAGUCAAUUUCAGAGGAACCUUAGAAACGAGUGUUUUGAACCUUAAAUUUUAAGUCUUUUUUAUAUAGCAAACUAUAUAAUGUCAUAAAUUAAGAAAAAAUCUGUUAUCUUUUAACCAAAUAUACAAUUUCAAAAUCAGGUUUUGUAGUAUGUUAAAAAAUAAUUCCUUUGAGGUUAAUCCUUGGGCUUACAUGUAUUUUAUCUGCUUGAAAGUAAUAACAGGCUGAGUUCCAUGUUCUUAUUUCAGGGUUCUGGAUUGUCCCAACUGUCUACACAUCUGCCUGUCUGAAUCCUAAUCCUGUGUAUUUUCCAAAUAGGCAAAACUCAAGACAUCAUCUACUGUCAUUCGUAAAAGUUAGUUUUGCUUAUGAGUUUAAGGGAAUUUAAGGUUAUUUUUCAGAUGCAGUAUUUUAAAGGGAACAACUUCAUUUGCAUCACAAUUCUUGUUGCUUUUUGAUAAGAACUGUUCAGAAGAGGAAAUUAGUAGCAGAUUAAAUGGUGCCAAAUUUGGGGACAGAUUAUGGUAUUUGAUGGUGUGUGAUUUUAACUUGAAUUCUUUAGAAAUCAAAUGCAUUGUUUUGCUGGGUUGUGAAACAGGCUGCAAACAAGGCCAGUUAGGCAGCAAAAUGACCAAAAGCUUAAAUAAAUCUAACCUGUGCUGCUUAUGGCAUCUUUGGUAACUAAAACUCCACACAUAGAACAGGGAAUGAAAUUCUUUAUGAGUCCCAAGUAGAUUAAUCUGACACAUCUUUGCAUUUUAGAAUCAGAAACACAGUUGAGACCACAGCAGUGGGAGUCUGAUGCUGCAAAGGAAAGGGGCAGUUACCACAGAAGUCGCUCAGAGAAGGGAGCUAGGCCGGCACUGGCACUGUUGAUGUGCUUCUGAGCCAUACGUGUUUUGUUCCCUGGGCUUUGUAAAAACAGCAUUAGGGGCCAUAGUCAGUAUUCUCUGUCUGGUGAGCUCUAUCUGGGCUGGGAUGAGAGCAGUGUGGCUUACCCCGGCAGCUAUGAAUGUAGUCUAGUUAGGGGCAUGUCAUGGUUCAGGAAUGGCAGGAGGGAUGAUAGAAGUGGUUUGCGCUUGCUGUCAGCUGCUUCCUUUGCUAAUGCUCGAGCUGUCCAUUUUACUUGUCAGUAUUUCCUUAUCUCCCACUCCAGUCUUGACAGUGGAGUUACUGAUGGUGGCAGCAAUCAAGAGGGGAUCCUACCCAAUGAGACACUGGUAAAGAGGGAAGAGGUGAGGAAAGUGGUGGGUUCCUCUAUUAGCGCCAACACACAGUGGCCCAGAGAUGCUUUCGCUUCUGUUAAGAUCACAACAGAUGAAUGUCAAAUGCCUGGGAGCAGCAGCAUUGAACAGUACCAAGGAAAAGGAGUGAUACUGCUCAAAAGUGUGGAUUAUAAGGUUUUUAACAAGUCCAGCAAAACAAACGUGACUAAGAAGAAAAUUUCCCGCCACUAUCUAUAGACAGGCACUUGGUAAAAUUGCCAAAUUUCGGGAUAAGAAAAACUUAAAGCACAGUAUUGAAGAGUGGGGCAUGUCCUAAGGAUGUUCACCAUGGAGCAGUCUUGGCAAGGUCCGAAGUGAGAAGGCGAGGGGAAGGGGGGUAGGUGCUUACGGUAGUGUGCUGGCCUGCCUGGACCAACAGUAUCAGCUCAGUCUCCCCCACUAAAUCUGAAACAGGGUGGGAGCAGCAACCUUUUACAAGCUCUCCAGGGGACUCUGGUGCAGGUUGGUGUUUGAGAGCCACACGAUUUGCCAGUUAACAACUUACUAUACUGGUAACUCCUGAGCUCUGAGGUAUUCUUAUAUUACUCUCCAUAAGAAGAGAGAGGUUGCCCUGGCCGGGUGGUUCAGGUUUUUGGAGUGUUGUACCGUACUGGCGGGUUUGUUUCCGGGUCAGGGCAUCAAAACUCUAGAAAUGAAUUCUAUUUCUAAGAAUUGGCAAGCCCUGGCAGGAGCAGUCUCUCCCCAGCCAGAAAGGUUUCUUAAGAUGUCAAAACAUCAUACCCAGGUUGAGGGUUCGAUCCCUGGUUGGGGCAUGUACAGGAGGCAACCAAUUAAUGUUUCUCUCUCCCUAAAAUCAAUAACAGAAACAGAUCCUCAGGUGAGGAUUUAAAAAGUAAUGAGAUUUUUUUGUAUGUGAUAUUUUGCAGCCACUGUUAAGGUCUUUUUUCCCAUACCCUUUCCCUCAAGCUCCUGAAAAAUCACCUGGAAAUAUUGAGAAAGGAUAAUGUGGAGAAAAAUGCCAUCAAGGCCAAAUUUAGAUGGAAACAAUGUUUUAAAAUAUAAGUGGAUUAAAAUAUAACCAUGAAUUUUUA
Myotis daubentonii (Daubenton's bat) is the source of this 6365-nucleotide messenger RNA. It is a transcript of the gene GPATCH2L, whose product is annotated as G-patch domain containing 2 like. The record is from RefSeq and is a predicted model, not a curated record. Lineage: Eukaryota; Metazoa; Chordata; Mammalia; Chiroptera; Vespertilionidae.